GCUGCUUGAGCUGCGAUUCCGUCCCCUGCGCUUUUGAUAAAGGUGCCGAGACAACCCUGCUAUGGCAGAAAAUAUGGAAGCCUCUGGACCAGUCUAUAUAUCAAAAAUGGAUGAGCCUUGGACUGGAGAAUGCUUUGACUCGAAUCAGCAGGCGUGGAUCCUUAAGGGUCACACCCUCGUGACAGCUCCACUGAACAACAGUGUGACUCCAGUCACUGUCACUGUUAUGCCACGCAAGAAUCCAGGCUCUGUUGAGGAAGACAGAGGGGUUCCCAUUUAUUUGGGAAUAGAGAAUCCAGAAAUGUGUCUGUAUUGUGAGGACGUCGGAGGACAGCCCAAAUUGCAGCUGAAGGACCAGAAAAUACUGGAUCUGUACAACCGACCUGAGCCCAUGGAGCCCUUCCUUUUCUACCAUGGCCGGACAGGCAGUACCUCCACCUUUGAGUCCGUGGCCUUUCCCGACUGGUUCAUCGCCUCCUCCGAGCAAGGCCAGCCCAUCUUUCUCACUUUGAACCUGGGGAAAAUGUACAGUACUGCCUUCCGCAUAGAUUUAGGAUUUAACUCAGCCUAGAGGUGGCAGCUUGGUCUUAUAAUUUCUCGUUCUCAGCGUGUCUUCAUCUGGAUUUUCUCAGCAUCAUUGCACACUGAUGCUGAGAGGUGGGCUUGGCCCUGUUCUCAUCUUAUUUUAUGAACGGAGAAGAAGCAAUGACCUCGUGGCACCCAAGGAAUAGAAUGUGGGCUCGAAAGCAGGAGGGAGGCAGUGACGUGUGGCUGUCCUUUCAAGCUGAAACUGUACAUCUCUCAAGCCAUCUGUACACGGACAUCGGGAUCCAAAAAACACCUGUCCCAGGGGUGGUUAUGAAGAACCACGAAUUCAGAGUUCACCCGUCUUACCCAAGAUCCUGGGACUAGCAUGGAGCUGAUCUUUGUUUUUGUUUUGCUUUGUUUCCUUUCCUAAUGGGAUUACGUUUCCCAUAAUCUCUCUAUGUUUCCAGUAUAUUGUAAGGGGUGUAAUAUAUCCUUUUAAGGGUUAGGAACUUGUAAAG
Lagenorhynchus albirostris (white-beaked dolphin) is the source of this 1046-nucleotide messenger RNA. It is a transcript of the gene IL36G, whose product is annotated as interleukin 36 gamma. Gene Ontology annotation, biological process: positive regulation of gene expression; cellular response to lipopolysaccharide; cytokine-mediated signaling pathway. The record is from RefSeq and is a predicted model, not a curated record. NCBI's taxonomy places the organism in Eukaryota, Metazoa, Chordata, Mammalia, Artiodactyla, Delphinidae. Gene Ontology annotation, molecular function: cytokine activity; interleukin-1 receptor binding. The transcript is spliced from 5 exons. Bases 62 to 571 code for a protein of 169 amino acids.